AUGCGUGCUCGGCACUUCUUGCAAAGUAUACUAAACCCCCGAGAGCGAUGGCAAUUUUUUUUCGGGAGGCAUAGCUUACUGCUGUCGCCCAUACGUUUCAUUUCUAAUGCCGCUUGCAAUGGCUCUGACGAUACUGGCAUCGAACGAAAUCAGAUGUCUGAGUUGAAUAGUGCUAUGCGUCAUGCUCUUACUCAGCGUUUGUGCUCACCAGAGCGUCCCUUACCGGCAAAUCGUGUAUAUAAACAAUUAGUAAAUCCCUGCCGUUUGGUAAAAGAGUUUGAUUUCUCUAAAAGUAGUAGGCGGCUGGCACGCCAGCAUGCAGUGCUUCGGUUUCUUCGUAAACACAACGUACUGUUGCACAGCCUUCUCUUUUAUAUUCCAGAAGCGGUCACGUGGAAUAGGACCGGUGAAUUCGAUCGACUGGCUCUUUAUGGAAAGUGCAUUUUCCGUUCCGAAGUACGGGGGCGCCUCCUUCGCUUAUUUCCGGAUAUGCCGCCACAGAUUUUUACGCAGUGUUCUCAAAGUCUUCUUUCUGACAACUCCUUGGCUGAUCUAUUCGACACUUUGCACAUGGAGCUCAUCGUUGGCUUGAGACCGACUAGAAGAGACGAUUCUGGGAGUCCCCUGCGUCAAAAUAGUCAGAAAGCAAAACGUGUUAAAGUAAGCCUUGGUAAGGCAGAAAAGGUGAAUAUGUUGUGCGCUGUGUUAGGCGAAAUGCAGUGGUUCGCUGCGCGGACUAAGGCGACGGAUCGUACGCACAACAAUGCUCUUUUCCCCCCAUCGGAUGUCCUCAUUCUCCACGUUCUUUGCCUGCAUCAGCUCGAGUGCAUGCCAGCGGAGCUAAUCUUCAGAAACUUAGAACCUCAUCUUAAGGCGAUUCGACAAGUGUGGGUAAACGAGCCCAUGUCACUGCCCACCCAGCUUCGUCUUGUUCCCCGCACCCUGGCCGCACUAUCCCUCUCCUCUAAUCCCCACUCUCCCACCUCCGCAGAGCUUGAGUGUCGAAUGAAAGCUUCAUCUGCGAUUCCGUCAAUUUCGAAUAAAGAUGAUGUAGACAGCAAAGACGCCGUGGUAAGGGUGCGGCCACUGACAGCACAACCCGACACAAACUACGUCAAGUCUUUCAUGAAACCGAAGUGCCGUUUCGAACGCUUCAAAACGGACUCGUAUAAGGUUCUCCAUGCGGACCGGAGGGGGGAACCACCACUUCUCAGUCAUGAAAAAACAGUGCGGGCUGUGGGUGCCGAGGGCACGUAUUCUCUACCAGAUUCUAGGCGGCGCGAACUGCUACCAGGAUUUAGUGAAACCGAUUAA
Messenger RNA from Phytomonas sp. EM1, 1314 nucleotides. NCBI's taxonomy places the organism in Eukaryota, Euglenozoa, Kinetoplastea, Trypanosomatida, Trypanosomatidae. The record is from the annotation of a GenBank genome assembly.